UCGUGCUAGUUAGAGGUAAUGGUGCACCUGAUCCACCGUUCUCGGCAAGACAUACAAGUCUUCCACCGCGUUCAUUGCGAUUGAACUCAUCCGUUUGUACGUCUUUUCGAUGAUAGUCACAUGACGAUGGAUCUAGGUGAAUGUUUGCUGCGUCUUUUAAGCGAUAUAUACGUGUAGAACUGCAGUCAUUCUAGGAGCGGCCUCGUAGCGGGGGGCGCGAAGACUAGCGGUGGAGCCAAGGCGUCGUGCAACGGGAGAGGAAGCUUUCUUCUACCCGUUGCCUGUUCUUUUCUUCUCCACACGAGGAAACAUACAAGGGAACCAUGCGACAGGGUGAUUCUAGGAGAAACUUGACGUCGUCAGAAGUGACGUCACCGUUUGAUGAUGCAGUGUCGGACGUCUCCGAGAGGUCAUCGAGCAGCUCCGUACUCACGCGCAUGCGCGAUGCGUACGGCAUGUCACGUGGCCCACUGGAUUACUACGACAAGGUGUGCGAAGUGUUCGUAACAACAGCUCUAGCGACGGUCUUACUUUUUGUCACCCUGGCUCUACCCACGGCGAUGUUCCUCAUUGGCAUCCAGAAUCUCCAUAGCUGCCCUAUCGAGCCAAAGAUCCCCGUGUACCUGGCGGUAGGGGGCGCUUUUGGCAUGCUGAAGACGCUGAUGAUGCUGUGGCAGAGUUACGAGGCGCGGAAGAACGAGUCGGACGACUACGUGGGCAUGAACGACAGCUUCGCGACCCGGGAGUCCAACGCCGGUGUGCGGUGCUUCGACAUGUUCGUGGGACUCUUCCUCUUCGUGUGGUUCAUCCUGGGGAACUACUGGGUGUUCAAGGUGUACAUGCCGCCUUUCGAGCGCCCCCGUCUGACGCCGAGCCAUUACUGCAGCCCGACGGUGUACCUUCUCGCGUUCGGUGCCAUCUGUGUGGGAUAUUCUCUCAUGGCACUCAUCGGGUUGCUCUUGCUGUGUAUCAUGAUUCUCAGCCGGGGUGGGGAGGGCGAAGAGGAGGGCGACCCGGAAGACUCCAGAACGCUAUCUCCAUAGUAACUAAUGAAUGUUCAAACAACGUUCCUACUACUAGCCUGACCGAAUAGUGACCCUCAGAAUACCAGGAAGAUCAACAUUGUUACUACGUACCAGCACCAUAAAACUAUACCAUAGCCUGUGAAUCCUUGACGCAGGGCCCCACUACUCUCCAAGCAGAGGUUAGGC
Molecule: messenger RNA, 1211 nt
Organism: Branchiostoma floridae (Florida lancelet)
Lineage: Eukaryota; Metazoa; Chordata; Leptocardii; Amphioxiformes; Branchiostomatidae
Product: transmembrane protein 272-like
Exons: 4
Coding region: 324-1043 (239 amino acids)
Source: RefSeq, a predicted model, not a curated record